UUUGCCGACGGACGGAAUGUUGCUGACGGCCGGCGUUGUGACAGCUGUGCGCGGGGCCUGUCACAGGACUACGGGCAGUUAGACUCCCAGUCCCAUCUCAUACAAGCCAGUGAGUCUUAUAUUUGGAACCUUUUUAUUGCUUCAAGGCUACGCUUCAGGGUUAGUUAUAGCCGCGGCACAAACCCGCUGCGAAUGCCUUGACCGCCGGCCCGAAUGAGGUGACCAUUUUCGGAGUUGCUGAGUGAGUGAGUGAAAAUUUGUUGGUCCGUCACCACGUACUUCAAGUCAAGGCGUCCUUGGGUGCUGUCCAGUUAUAAAGUUUGACAAGCGAGAUGUCUGGACCGACGUUCAACUUCUGUGGGCAUGACGUCAUUAUCCACGAGCAGCUGGCGGACUGUGGAGUUGGGGCGACGAUCUGGGAUUCGUCGAUCAUACUGUCCCGGUUCAUGGAACAAACAGAGCUGGAGUUGGAAGACAAGUCCGUGUUGGAGUUAGGAGCGGGAACUGGGCUAGUCAGUAUUGUUGCAAGCCUAUUGGGUGCUAAAGUGACGACCACGGAUUGCGGGGAGACUCUCCCCUGCGCUCGGGGAAACGUGCCGAGAAACACCGAGCUCCGAGCCAAGCACGAGCCGGUCGUGCGCCGCCUGGAGUGGGGAACCACAGACCUGGACGACUUCGGUCCAAAGUACGACUACAUCAUGGGAUCCGACAUUAUCUACAAAGAGGAGACCUUCCAAGAUCUGUACAAGACCAUCAUGCACCUGGCCGGAGCGGAAACAGUUCUGUACCUAGCCGGAAGGAUCCGGUUCUCCGUAGACGAAGACUUUCUGGACACGUUAAAACACGACUUCUACCUCAGCUGUGUUUAUGAAGACACAGACAGAGAGGUGUACAUAUAUCGUGGCGAAAAGUUGAGAAAUUCAUGAAAAA
Messenger RNA from Branchiostoma floridae (Florida lancelet), 930 nucleotides. Its product is annotated as protein N-lysine methyltransferase METTL21A-like. NCBI's taxonomy places the organism in Eukaryota, Metazoa, Chordata, Leptocardii, Amphioxiformes, Branchiostomatidae. The record is from RefSeq and is a predicted model, not a curated record. The coding region runs from base 333 to 926 and encodes 197 amino acids. Gene Ontology annotation, molecular function: protein-lysine N-methyltransferase activity. The transcript has 5 exons. Gene Ontology annotation, biological process: peptidyl-lysine methylation. Gene Ontology annotation, cellular component: cytoplasm; cytosol.